CUUCUUUCGUGCUCCAAUUCAUCCGAACUGGCCGACUUUUGCGCGUUGGUGGUGCCGUGCAUAUGGGCCGGUUCAUUCAAACAAGAACAACAAGAACAACAACAACAGCCUAUCGUCAACGCGAAACGAUACGCUACGUUCAAGAUGUUUUGUCACAAAGUGCUCAAAGCAACCCAAAUAUCCUGCGCGUGCGUCCUGCUCGCGCUCUACUACAUCCAUCGCCUACGCUCCGCCUACCCCUCCAUCCGCGCAUCCAUCGGCUCCGAGGUGCGUCUGUUCACCACCGCACUCAUCCUCGCCAACAAGUUCUUGGACGACAAUACAUUUACCAACAAGACGUGGUCAGAUGUAUCGAGCAUUCCUGUACGCGAACUCAACAUCAUGGAGAUGGAAUUUCUAUCAGCACUGAACUACAAUAUCUACAUUCACCAUCAGCACUUUUUUGCAUGGGCAGCCCAAUGUCAGCAAUGGGUC
Zychaea mexicana is the source of this 474-nucleotide messenger RNA. RefSeq names its product cyclin-domain-containing protein. The annotation marks the transcript as partial. Gene Ontology annotation, biological process: regulation of cyclin-dependent protein serine/threonine kinase activity. NCBI's taxonomy places the organism in Eukaryota, Fungi, Mucoromycota, Mucoromycetes, Mucorales, Lichtheimiaceae. The transcript has 2 exons. Gene Ontology annotation, molecular function: cyclin-dependent protein serine/threonine kinase regulator activity; protein kinase binding. The record is from RefSeq and is a predicted model, not a curated record. Gene Ontology annotation, cellular component: cyclin-dependent protein kinase holoenzyme complex; nucleus.